CGGCUCCUCCCCCGCUGGGGCGGAGAGGCGGGGACUGAGCGCGGCCCAGGCGGGCCGGGCCGGUGGGGCCGAGAGCGGCCCGGCUAUGUCGGCGUUCUCGGAGGCGGCGCUGGAGCGGAAGCUGUCGGAGCUGAGCAACUCGCAGCAGAGCGUGCAGACGCUGAGCCUGUGGCUCAUUCACCACCGCAAGCACUCGGCGCUCAUCGUCAGCGUGUGGGAGCGGGAGCUGCGGAAAGCAAAACCAAAUAGGAAGCUGACUUUCCUGUACUUGGCCAAUGAUGUCAUACAAAACAGCAAAAGGAAAGGACCAGAAUUUACAAAGGACUUUGCUCCAGUAAUAGUGGAGGCUUUUAAGCAUGUUUCAAGUGAGUCUGAUGAGAAUUGUAAGAAACACCUUGGUCGAGUGCUCUCUAUAUGGGAAGAAAGGUCUGUUUAUGAAAAUGAUGUGUUAGAACAACUUAGGCAAGCUUUGUAUGGAGACAGAAAGGUGAGGAAGCGAACAUAUGAGCAGAUAAAAGUUGAUGAAAAUAGCUGUUCACCUCGAAGUUCUCCCACUGACCCUCCACAGACCACAGAUCUCAUUAGAGCAUUGCAAGAACUAGAAAACGCUGCCUCUGGGGAUGCAGCAGUUCAUCAGAGAAUAGCUUCUUUGCCUAUAGAAGUUCAAGAUGUUUCCCUGUUAGACAGAAUAACAGAUAAAGAAUCUGGAGAGCAACUUUCCAAAAUGGUAGAUGAUGCAUGUAUGCUGCUGGCGGAUUACAAUGGCAGGUUGGCAGCUGAAAUAGAUGAUAGAAAACAGCUAACUCGAAUGUUGUCGGACUUUCUCCGAUGUCAAAAAGAAUUCCUUGCAGAGAAAGAACAUAAGCUGGAAGAGUACAAGCGGAAGCUAGCCAGAGUGUCCCAGGUACGGAAAGAACUCAGGUCACGCAUCCAGAACCUGCCUGAUCUCUCUAGACUUCCCAAUGUCACGGGCAGCCACGUACACUUACCGUUUGCAGGAGACAUCUACAGUGAUGACUGAUAAAAGAACGUCCUUCCAUAACCUCUACUUUUCUGUGAAAUGAGGGCUGCUGAGUUUCUAAAUUGAGGGACCAUUCAUUCCUACUUGAAUCCCUUUCUGCAACAUUCAUCUCCAUCUAAAAAGGUCAAUUCCAGAAAUGUGAAGCCAUUUUACAGCUUCAAUUAAAUUGAAAGGUCAUCCUCUAAACUGUCCCGAUUGUUAAAUGUCCAUUAUUAAAAUUUGAAAAUCCUAUGUACCAUCCGUAGAUGCAGCCAUGAUGUACAUUCUCUUCCAGUGAGAAACCCCGGAGGCCAACAUGGGCUUCCAGUCCCCCCACCUCUACCCACUCCAGCAAACCUUUCUAGAUCUUGGUUGUCUUUUCUCACAGAACAAGAGGAAACAGUUAAGGCCUGUGUAUAAGUUAAACUGUGGAAAAUUAUUGCUGAGUGUCUGUUUUUAAAAAGUCCUUUGUAUGGCACAAAUGUAUUUGUCUACAGGUUGCUGAAUUUGUGAAAGGUCCUUGUUACCACACUAUGCACCAGCUUUUAAGUUCACUUAAGAAUACAGACAGGCAUCUAGCAGAUAGCCAGCGUUUAAACCAGAAUCAGGCCUGUAAUUGUUGAGGAGUGAUUUAAAAAAUGCCUACCUGUACCUUUGGCAUUUAGAUGACCUUAAAAACCUGAGCUGCAACUGUUUGAGUUGGAUAUAUCAUUGGAGUAUUUAGUGAUUGCAUUUUGUUUGUGGAUUUGCACUUGUCAGGCAUUGUUUUGCAUGAGUUAAGUUCACAGUUUACAAGUUUUACACUCCUUCUCACAUGAAAGCGAUUAAAAAAAAAUAAUAAUCUGUUAUUACUUUUCAAAAACCACAAUUUUUCAAAAUAGUCCUGGAGUGAAAGUGUUGAAGACAAUGAUCUGUCAUUUGUUACUGACUUCUAUGAGGCUAAUCACUAGAAUAUUUGUUGGAUGUGAAUGGAGAAUAAUCUUUCUCUUUAAAAUGGAUACACUUGGACAUAAGCACUUCAGUCCCAUUAUCUCUUCUCAUGGAAGUUGCCAUGAAUUAGACCUCAGUUAAGUAGGGAAAAAAACCCCAAAAGCUAAAAACACAAGCUGUUGACAUAGCACUCCAUAGCAUGCAAUGUGGAAUAUUGAUUUUAUUAAAAAUUCAGACUGAUAUAUAAGAAUCCUGAAAGUAGUUCAUCAGAGCUCACUAGCUGUCCAAAGAUUUGUAAGUUUUGAACGGGCAACUUUCCACUCUGUAAGAAAAAAGAGCAACUAUAAUGAAUCCAGAGGAGUGUUUCUUUAGUUUAAAUCUAAUAUGUAAAAUUAAAUAACACUUAUUGGUAGCUUUUUAGUGUAGAUUCUUGAUAAUAAAAUGAAUGUUUAGGUACAAGCUUGUUAUUUUAAAUAAUUCUGUUCUAGUACCUUAGCUCAUAAGUUAAUAUAUGCAUGUAUGUCCAUUACCAUGGCAGUGUAUGUUCAGUCUUGCUAAAGAAUAGCACCAAAUUUCCAGUAAAUCUUAAGAUUUGUAAAACAAGAAGGAUAAACACUGAAUUCCUGGUCGAAUCCCGCCUGUGGAAAACUUAAUUUGUACCCAGAGGUGAUUGUAACAGCAGUGGUGGUUCUUGUUUAGAGUGCACUGAACGAUCUAAGUCUUGGAUACACAAAACUGUAGGGAAUUAAGCUUUGUCUUUUGCUGCUUUAAAAAUAAUUCUAAUAAUGAAGUGGAAUGCUGAAUUUCCUUGAUCUCUCAAGAGUACUAAAAAAGACAUGACACUUACUUCACUAGACUUGUUUUUCCUGUUCAUAACUCUUAGAGAUAAUGUUGCUUAUCUAUAGAUAAUGUAGAACUGAUAAAAGAAUUAGGAGAAAUCUCAACUAAUUCUUGUUGUAUAUAAGUUUUGAUUUUGAGAGAGUGCUAUUUUCUGGAUAUAUUUUUCUUUAUUUUACUGUGAAAUUGUUUACUUCAAGGAAUUUUUCAUAGUUAGGGUUUUGGAAAUGAUCCCUCAACAUUUAUUUGGUGAAGAGGACUUGUGGAAGGUGAAGGUCGCUCUUAUAGCAAGUGUCAUAUAUUAGUGGCUGAAGGGUAUGUUGUUUUUUAUUUAUAUGGGAAAGGCAUCAGGUAUCAACUAGUUAGAAGAUCUGUAUUGUAACUGUAAUAGUAUAACAGGACAUAACAGUACGAUAUACAUGCAGCCCUGUAGUAUCCAAAAAAUACCUCCAAAUUCUCAGGUUCCGAAACUUAACAUAGGUAUUUCAGACAUCUCAGGAAGAAAAGAUGCUGGGUGGGGAAAGCAAGGGUGACUAGGAGCUAAAAGGGAGAAUAUCCCUGAGUGGAAAUGGAAGUCGUAACCAAUGUCAGCUUUUGUCAAAACUGAAAUAACAGUGGGAAGCUUUGGGCAGCACAGUGUUUUAGCUGAAGAUGGGUUUAUGCAAUAGAACUGCUUUGUUGCAUUACCACCCUGGGGAAGAAGAUGCAUGGGUGUACCCUGCCUGGGCUGGUUCUACUCAACUAGAAUUCCCACCCUACAAAAGGCACAAUUAUAAAAUAACUGAACAUUUUUCAUCUAACAAUAUAAGAAUAAUAAUCAGAUUAUUUGUUUCACUGUGUUGCACUUUUAUUGAGCAUUCUUUGGAAAAAGCAAAGACAAUCUUGCAGCUCUUUGCCAUAUGAGAAUGCUUAACUUGGAGGUCACUGGGACUGCUUGUAUGUUCUAGUGUUUGCAGGCUCAAGCUGUGUUUUUGCAGCAUGUUUUGAGAGCUGUCAGGAAUAUUACCCCACUUCUCUGCUUUUAAAAAUAAACGUGAAGUGCUUAGUUACAAAAAUUACCAUUCUUGGAAAUCGUUUCAUUACUCCUUUUGAAAAUGGAACUACAGCCUGCAGUAACAUUAGCUUGUCUGUUUCACUCAUUUAAUGUUUGUAGUAAUAUAUUCAAACACCUUCGUUAAUCCCUAGGAACACAACCCAUACUACAUGUUUACUAUGUGUUUUAUCUGAGUAGUCUUCUGAAUGUUGAACUGAGAGUUUAAUGAUGAUAAAAUUACAUUCCCGUUUUCGUGAAGUAUAAAAAUACAGUGUGUUAGGACUUCCACAGACUAAUAUUGCUCUCAUAAGUCACUGGUAACAUGGUCUGGUACUUCAAUGAUGAUCCAAAAUGCAUAGGUAGGAUGCAGUAGCCUUCUGUGCAGAUGACCAUGGAAGUCCUGCAUAGGCUUCACUGGGCCUCCACAGAAGAGCUGGAUUUCAACCAUUUGAGACAUAAGCACAGAGAUUAAUGGGUGUGGGGUUUUUUCAGUGGAAAAAAUAGUGAACUAGAAAACCAGCAUGCCUAAAAUUUGAUGGUUCCAUCUAUAUUUAGGGCCAGUUUUGCUCAUUACUCAUGCAUAUAAUCACAGUGACUAUUCCUGCAAGUGAAGAAAGCAGAUUCAAAUGUAGCGUCUGAAGUGGAUUUUUUUUUUAAUGAAUGACCAAUUUUGUCUCAGCUCCUAUUUCAGUGUAAUUUAUCUUGAUUAAGGAGUAAAUCUCUUCCAUCUUGUUAUUUAGAAACCUAGUUCUGAUUUCAUCUUUACAAUAUUUGAAGUAUCCUACUAAGCAUGAUGUUUUUGUGGGAAUUUGCAAAAGUUCAAUAGCACUCUUUACUUGUUUGCAACAGAACUAGACUCAGUUGUUAAAAGUUUACAAUAAAAAUUUGAAAUUAACCGUGUUUCAUUAUUGUGCUCUUCUGACAGAAUGUGUAAUCCUUGUGUAAUUUAUGUCCUAAAAAAUAACACCUGUAUGUACGCUCUUUCAUAUUUAAUAGAAUAAAACGUUGUUCUAAAAACA
Apus apus (common swift) is the source of this 4819-nucleotide messenger RNA. It is a transcript of the gene RPRD1A, whose product is annotated as regulation of nuclear pre-mRNA domain containing 1A. Bases 86 to 1021 code for a protein of 311 amino acids. The record is from RefSeq and is a predicted model, not a curated record. Gene Ontology annotation, cellular component: RNA polymerase II, holoenzyme. Gene Ontology annotation, molecular function: RNA polymerase II C-terminal domain binding. Gene Ontology annotation, biological process: mRNA 3'-end processing. The transcript has 8 exons. Lineage: Eukaryota; Metazoa; Chordata; Aves; Apodiformes; Apodidae.